This is a messenger RNA of Temnothorax curvispinosus, 3686 nucleotides long. RefSeq names its product beta-1,4-N-acetylgalactosaminyltransferase bre-4-like. Gene Ontology annotation, biological process: carbohydrate metabolic process; glycosphingolipid biosynthetic process. Gene Ontology annotation, molecular function: N-acetyl-beta-glucosaminyl-derivative 4-beta-N-acetylgalactosaminyltransferase activity. Lineage: Eukaryota; Metazoa; Arthropoda; Insecta; Hymenoptera; Formicidae. The record is from RefSeq and is a predicted model, not a curated record. The transcript is spliced from 2 exons. The coding region runs from base 277 to 1254 and encodes 325 amino acids.
GCUCGAUUAUCCGCGCACGCGCAUUCGCGCGUCACCCGCUCGUCUGUCGUCUGCAACUGUCAGCUCCGCUCCAGGGUUAACACUUUCGGGAAAGAUGCGGCUUUUGCUUUGCUCUUUUAAUAGCGCCGUCAGUCGGUAGACACGGUGCACGGUGUACGAAAAUGUCCGCGCGAACAUCAGAAAGCACGGCGCGGAUCUAACUCGCGGCCCGUCUCCGUGAAUCACUCCCUUCGACUGGUAUGUUUAUUGGCGGUCGACCGCAUAGGUUAUAGCAGGAUGAAGAACUUCGUCAGUAUCUUGAAAAUCAUCUUCCUGAAUCACGCGCGCGGACUGUCCUACACGGUGACGAUGACGCUCCUGCUGGUCUACUGUCUUCAUCCGGCGCGAUUCGCCUCUCACUACGCCUACAUCAAGACUGAGAACAUCUACGACGAGAUGGAGAGAUCGUACCCGCCGCGGGACAAUUCCUGCGUGAUCCCCGUCAGCGGGUCCUCCCAGCUGCUCUAUCCGGAGGAGCAUCCCCGGGAGGAUCCGGUGGUGAUGGCACGUCGACUCGGCAUCCUACCGGGCGGCCAGUGGAAGCCCCUCAAUUGCCAUCCUCUCUUCAACGUGGCCAUCAUCCUGCCGUACCGCAACCGGCAGACUCAGCUUGCCAUCUUCAUGAAUUACAUACAUCCGUUUCUGCAGUCGCAGAACCUGGACUACCGGAUAUUUGUGAUCGAGCAGAGCCCGAUGCGCGAGUUCAAUCGCGCCAAGCUCUUCAACGUCGGCUACGCCGAGGCCACCAAGAUCAACGAUUUCCACUGUUUCAUUUUCCAAGACAUAGACCUGAUACCGCAGAAUCCCGACAAUAUCUACGCGUGCACCAAAAUGCCCAGGCAUAUGAGCUCCAGUGUAAAUACCUUUCGAUAUAAUCUACCUUACACCGGCCUGUUUGGAGGCGCGAUAGCCUUGACGAGGAAACAGUUUGAAAGAGUAAACGGAUUUUCUAAUGUUUUCUACGGUUGGGGCGGAGAGGACGAUGACUUCUACAGUCGUUUACAGUCCAGGGGCUUUCAGAUAACGCGCUUCGGGCCUAAUGUGGCGCAGUAUUAUAUGCUGACGCAUAAGAAGGAACCUCCCAGUACUACGAGAUUUGCAAAUUUGGAGACUGGUGCUCGAAGAUAUGACACUGAUGGUCUUAGCAAUCUAGAAUACAGAGUAUUAAAUCAUCAAUUGCGACCAUUGUACUCUUGGAUUUUAGCUGACGUGUAAUUUACAAGUUUUUUAUCUAAUAUUAGCACUUAUAUCUAAUUUACAAGUUUUUUAUCUAAUAUUAGCAUUUAUAUCUUUUUUUAAAUUGACGCUAAUCAGAUAAGUUGUUGUAGUAAAUUAUAUAUUUUUUAGAAGAAUUAAAAAAAUUUUAUCUUACACAAAGUAUAUUAGAAAUUCAACGAAUAAAUGUAAUUGUUUUAGCAUGCUGUGAUAGAGCACUAUAAUUAAGUCUUGCAAGGAUAUUUUUUUAACGAUUGAAAAAAUAUUUCACUUCUGUGUGUUAAGAGUGUGAACAAUUAAGCUUACAACAAAUAUUUCCUAGUAUGUAAAUUUAAUAAUGUUUUUUCGAUAGCACUCGUAACAGUGAGAUGUGACAACGGUAAUAAUAAUUUAUCAACAGGUUGUACAAAGAUAUAAAAGAUAAUAUUAGAGUCCGACCGAAACAAUCUUUUUUAAUUUCGGUCAAAACCGAAUACGAAUAUUCGGUUAUGUGUCGGCCGAAACCAAAAUAUAUACGCAUAUAUAUUAAUAUACUUUUUAUUUAUAAAUAUCAAUUUAAAUCAAAAGUCAAUUUAAAAUAAUAACACUUGUAAGUGUAAAGGCCCCCGCACAAUGAAAAAUAUAACGAACAAAGAACAGAUAUUAGCGAUUAGAACUAAGGACUCAAAAAUAAAAUUGGAUGCACAAUGAAAAACACAGGCAAUAGAUUUUUAACCUAUCGGAAGCCGUGUAUCAAUGCUACACCAGCUUUAUUCCUGAUUCUUUAGACCUAAUCGCUAAAAUUUAUUGUUUCUUGUUCCUUAUAUUUUUCAUUGUGCGGGAACCUUAAUUAUUAAAAUAAUUACACUUAUUAUCACAAUCUGUAUGCUAUAUACUAUCUGUAUUAUCAUAUUACUUGAAUAGGAACAAAAUUUCUAAACGUGAAAUAAAAAUAUUUUUUAAAGUCUUUGAAAAAUCUGUAGAAAAUAAACAGUUUUGGUUACGUCGCUGAAACUUUCUUUGAAUUUUGACCGAAAUCAAAACCGAAUUUUCGGUCGAGAUAAUAUGUAAUAACAUAUAGUUAUGUUAUUGAUAAGAGUUGAAGACUGUAAUCAUCAGAUACUUUCUUAUUUUAUUUCAUUAAAAUAAGAGCAAUACCAUUUAGAUAUGUAAUAUUCAACUACACUAUCGUUAAAUUAUUUAAUUUCAUAUUUUUGUGAUAUUUAUCAUGUAAAAAAAGCUGCUAUUUAAUGGUACAAAUCUAUUUCACAUACAUAGAAAGUAUAUUAAUCUUUGGUCAAUGAUACUUACCUGAUACCCAAAGAGAUUCUGGUCCUUUUAUGUUAUAAAUUAUAAUAGAGUGCAGUGUUCUUCUACUGACUGUUACUAGAUACUUUAGAUAUAAAACAUUUUUCUGUUACAAAAUAAGAUUUGAUGUACUAUUACAUAAAUAUUCAAACGUGAAUGAAUCAGAGAUUAUCUAACAUUGCUCAGUCUAAUGCUUGAUAUUAAUUACAUAUCUGAUUUCUUAUAAAUUAUGAAUAAACAUAGUUUAGAAGUAUACAAUACUUCAUUUUUUUUUUUAUCUUUGAAUGUAACGAAAAAUGAUAGUGACAGAACAAUAUUAAUAAUUUAAGUAUAUCGUUAUAAUGUGAUGAGGUAUUGUAAAACAAUAAAACUAAGUUUAUUAACUGAUAAAGAGAACAUGAUAAUGGAAAGUGUUGGAUUUUAGAAAAAUAAGUAAAAUUAUAUAUACAUACCACUUUGUGAAUAUUUAAAAUAAUGCCUAUCAUUCAAGAAAUAUAUUUAAAAAAUGUAAUACAAAAUUUUUAAUGUUUCAAGUGUGAAGGAAACAAAACUUGAAGUGUUUUAGCAAUUAAACUUUUUUAAUUUUGGAGAUAUAUUAUUAUCUAUCAUAAGCAAAUCUCUAUUUCUAUUUAUAUACAUGAUGUCUGGUAAUAAUCGCUGGAUCUCUUCAAAAAUCAUACAACACGCUUAUCGUGAUGUAUAUUUAUAUUUUUAGAUAUUUCUUUUAAACUAUUAAAUUGAAUUUAUACUUUUUGUAAUUUUUGAUCAAAAAAUUUAAUCAAGCAUUUUUUACUUCUUAUUGUCAAUAUCGUAUUUCUCGAUCAUAAGGAAAUUAUUGGAACACGAACAAGAGUUUUAGAAUUCUGGUCAAAUAAGACAAAUAAGUUUAUAAAGUUUAAUCUAUUACGAAAAAAAUCACAUGUUCUCAAUAUGUAUAUUAGUAAUAACGCUGCAUGUACAUUCAUUAAUUUUCCGUCUAUUAUUUAAUACAUGAAUCUUGCACGAUGACGUCGAUGACUUUAGAAAAAUAAAAGUAAAUUACAAAAACGAUGUUAGAAAUGUAUACAGUGAUAAAUAUAAUGCAUUACCUCCAAAAACUGUAACAAAAAAGAAAAAUAAAUGUAUAUAUGUGUGUACGAGAAUAA